AUGGAGAAGGAAAAAUUGCUUGCAAGUAUGGAAAAUGGAGAACAUUCAGGGAAGAAUAUUGCGAAUCAGAAUGGAGAAAAUAUUCUGCAAACGAAAUGUGCUCAACGGAGAGAUAUUGAAGAUCUUUUACUAACCAAUCCGGAUUUGGUUCUGGAUUUGAAUGAUGAUGCAGAACAUGUUACCAAUGAAGUUUCAAAAAUUUCAAGACAAGAUAAUAUGAAUGAGGCCCAGGACAGGCAGGGUGGUGGUUUUAAUGGACAUGACAUGCAAGACCCGACA
Ilex paraguariensis (yerba mate) is the source of this 279-nucleotide messenger RNA. NCBI's taxonomy places the organism in Eukaryota, Viridiplantae, Streptophyta, Magnoliopsida, Aquifoliales, Aquifoliaceae. The record is from the annotation of a GenBank genome assembly.